AUGUCCACCAAGGCAUACUCGGGCGGGAUUGGCUUUCCCUGGUACCUGGCUUCAGGGUCGGGUGGCUGUACGAAUCCCUGCGCCAUAGUCUUCUUCCUCCCCGUCGUGCCUGAGGGCACCUGUAGCAUGCCAAGUGUUGGCACCUGUAGCAUGCCAAGUGUUGGCUCCGUGAUCUCAUUGGCUGGGUACCUUUGGGGUUGUGAGUCGCACGCCCCCUUCUCGCGUAGCCCUGCGCCGCCGCCAGUAUCUCGAAGAGCAGAGCGCCGCCGCCCCUGGUUCGUCUCGCGUGCCUGCGACUCCCUGCUUGCCCUCCACCUUUCCCAGCGCCGCUGGAAGGCCCCUGCGCCGCCCUUCUUGGAGUGCCGCCACCAGGAACAUCACGAGCACCUUGUGCCCCCUUCUUCUCGUCGAAUUGCAGGAGCACGAAGCCAAGACCCUGCGCCGUUUCUGCUGCAGCUGUGCGCGCUGCCCCCUGCGCGCAUCCGCUCCCAACCAAUCUCGCGCAGAACGCUGACUUCCAGGCGCAGUGCUACUGCAUGCUGGAGCCGAUCGCCCAGGUCUGCAGCGAUCUGGCCUCCUGCCCGAGCCCUACGCUUCGCCUGCUGUCAUGGCCCUGGGAAAUCACGAGCACAAGCGUCCUGCAUAACGUCUCAUCUCACUCGUUUCCGGCUAUGUGAUCGUCACCGGAAGCCACGGUUAUGUGCAGAUCGCCGCCGCCGUCUCCGAGCAGACCAGCGGCGCCUCCUUCCCGGCGAGAUUCCGGCUGCUUCGAAAGGAACGCAGUUCGAGAGCUCUGAAGAUGAAGAGUUGCAAGAGCAAGAGUUGAAGGCUCUUAGCAGUUAUUAUCUGGAUUUAAGGCAAGUAUAUUCCUUGAUCAUAUUUCUGUCCUAAUAACAUUUAUUUUAAGCUUGCAUGCAUUAAUAUUGAUGGGUACCUAUUGUCCUAUUUGAUUAUCUUUGUCGUUGAAUAGCCGGGUUCUUUUAUUAAAAUCUUUUGGGUAGUUUGCUUAGUUGCUGAACAAUGAUUAUGGGUGGUUUACAAUAAUGCUACUUGAGACAUGAUUCUAUAUUCUAUACUCUUUUGGAACAAUAUGAUGAAUUUGUGAACUUGAUUCGAAUCAACCAUGGAGCGACCACCCGGGAAAACAGCGCAACCAUAAGGACUACAUGGCUCUGUUCUUGGUUGAUUAAUUAGAUUUCUCUAGCAUGCUAGUAGCUUACCGAAAGGCGCAAGAGGGGGGACUAGGUUUAAGAGGGGUACUCGGCCUGCCAAAGGGGUUGCUACGCCUACGGGGUACACUCGCUUUGGGGGAGGGUGCACUCGCCUAGCGGCUGAAACUUUAGCGGGCUACUACUUGUUAGGGAGUCUUUGUAAAAGCCUCGUAGCAUCCCUACGCAGCCAUACCUAAGGAAGUGUGGUAUUGUGCCUAAUCAGCACAUGCGUGGUUGGGU
Panicum virgatum (switchgrass) is the source of this 1451-nucleotide messenger RNA. RefSeq lists its product as uncharacterized. The transcript is spliced from 4 exons. The record is from RefSeq and is a predicted model, not a curated record. Bases 1 to 891 code for a protein of 296 amino acids. NCBI's taxonomy places the organism in Eukaryota, Viridiplantae, Streptophyta, Magnoliopsida, Poales, Poaceae.